Molecule: messenger RNA, 3971 nt
Organism: Amyelois transitella
Lineage: Eukaryota; Metazoa; Arthropoda; Insecta; Lepidoptera; Pyralidae
Gene: atl
Product: atlastin
Exons: 13
Coding region: 234-1946 (570 amino acids)
Biological process (GO): endoplasmic reticulum organization; protein homooligomerization
Molecular function (GO): GTPase activity; GTP binding
Source: RefSeq, a predicted model, not a curated record
AGUUCAACUAUUAUUGUGUAGGGCGCGUGCGUCGUUAGUUUAGUCGCGCGUUGGACUGCGACCUGGCGGCUGGCUGUUUCGCUAGUCACCCUCGCGCAGCCUUUACUCUGUGACAUUGAAACUCGGUUCUUUUUAUAAUUGCUGCCUGGAUUUCGGUGCUGGUCUGCCAGGAAUGAAGUGUGCCUCUCGGUUGGCGCUCUAAGUGAAAUAGUUGCCGUCAGUGCAUAACCAAAAUGACGGGUGGUGUGAACCGGAUUCUCCAUUCAGGCUACGUAGUCGGCAAGCUGAAUUUGCAGUUCUCAGAUAACGCGGUGCGAAUCACAGAAAACCCGACCCCAGCGCCGCGAGCUGGCCCUCAUGGCGUCCAAGUGGUGAACACAGGACCAGACCACACGUUCAUCCUCGACGAGGAUGCUCUCCAGGAGUUGCUGCUGCAGGAAGACAUCAAGGACAGGGCGGUGGUGGUGCUGUCCGUGGCGGGCGCCUUCCGGAAGGGCAAGUCCUUCCUGCUCGACUUCUUCCUCAGAUAUAUGCACCAAAAAUAUGGCGCCGGCGGUGGAGGCGGUGAUUGGCUGGGGUCUGACGAGGAGCCGCUGCACGGGUUCAGCUGGCGCGGGGGCUCCGAGCGAGACACCACUGGCAUUCUCAUGUGGUCGGAAAUAUUCAAAGCCACUCUCGAUGACGGGGAGAAGGUGGCCAUAGUCCUACUGGACACGCAGGGCGCUUUCGACAGCGAGUCAACUGUCCGCGACUGCGCGACAGUGUUCGCGCUGUCCACGAUGCUGUCCUCGGUGCAGAUAUACAAUCUGUCGCAGAACAUACAAGAGGACGACCUUCAGCACUUGCAGCUGUUCACGGAGUACGGCCGCCUGGCGUUGGAAGACAGCGGCCGGACUCCGUUCCAGCGGCUGCAGUUCCUCGUGCGCGACUGGAGCUUCCCGUACGAAGCGCCCUACGGGGCCGAGGGCGGGCAGACCAUACUGCAGAGGAGGCUCAAGGUGUCGGAUAAGCAACACCCGGAGCUGCAAUCGCUGCGCAAGCACAUCACGUCGUGCUUCGCGGAGAUCGCGUGCUUCCUGAUGCCGCACCCCGGGCUCCGCGUGGCCACCAACCCCCAGUUCGACGGCAGGCUAUGCGACAUCGAGCCGGAGUUCAAGCGGUCGCUGCAGCAGCUGGUGCCGAUGCUGCUGGCGCCCCACAACCUGGUGCCGAAGCUGAUCAACGGCCAGCGGGUGAGGUGCAAGGACCUGCUGCAGUACUUCAAGUCCUACAUGAACAUAUACAAGGGGAACGAGCUGCCCGAGCCCAAGAGCAUGCUUGUGGCGACCGCGGAAGCCAACAACCUGACCGCCGUGGCGGAGGCCAAGGAGGUGUACGGCACGCUGAUGGAGGAGGUGUGCGGCGGGGCGAAGCCCUACCUGCAGGCCGCGCUGCUGGAGGCCGAGCACGCGCGCGUGCGCGACAAGGCGCUCCACGCCUUCCACGCCAAGCGGAAGAUGGGCGGCCAGGAGUUCAGCCAGGCUUACUGCGAACAACUCACGCAGGAUCUGGAAGACCAGUUCGUCCAGUUCCGCGCCCACAACGAGAGCAAGAACAUCUUCAAGGCGGCCCGCACCCCGUCUGUGUUCUUCGCCAUCGCGCUGUUCUUCUACGUGGCCAGCGGGGUGCUGGGGCUGGUGGGGCUGUACCCCCUGGCCAACCUCGCCAACUUGGCCAUGGGGUUAGCUCUGCUGACGCUCGUCCUCUGGGCUUACAUCAGAUACAGCGGUGAGAUGCGAGAAAUGGGAGUCACCAUUGAUGAAACUGCCAAUGUGCUUUGGGAUAAUAUGAUGAAGCCGAUGUACCAGGCGUGCCUGGAGAAGGGCAUGGAGCACGCGGCGGCCGCGGCGGCCGAGCGCGCCCUGGGCCCCGCCGCGCCCGCCAACGGCAAGCACAAGCACUUGUGAUGCUGCCCGCCGCCCGCGCCCGCCGAAUGGCGGCGCACGCGCAUCCCGCCGCUGCAGCGCGCGCGCUGGGCGCGGCCGCCGCCCGCGCGCCGCGCGCCGCCGCGCGGGGGCAGCGCGCGCACGCACGCCGCGCUGGCGCGCAUGGAGCUGGAGCUGGCGCGGCUCAGCGCCGUGCUGGCCGGCUACCUCGGCGGCGCCGACUUCAAGCCCGCGCCGCCCUUCGUCUGGCCGCAGCGCAGGCAGCUGCGCACGCUCGCCUCGGGCGGGUAAACGCACAGUGCUCCAUGCACCGGAUGAUGGAAGACACUUCCACCGUUGAGAUACUCGGGGGGUUCAAAAUUGCCAAGUGUUUAUGUGGUUACGUCCAAAUGGAUGAAGUGUGGUGGUUAGUGUUUUUUUGAGUGUGUGCCGUGUCAAACGUUGAGUGUGAUGGGGUCAAUGUUUUGUAUUAAGUGACUCGAAGAUGCAGCUUUGUCAAGUGAAAAUGAGCACUGCUAGAGGGGUAUGUGACAAUUAAAUGUAUUGUGUCGGAUGUAUACUCUUAUUGAAAUUCUAUCAAAUGAAUCAGAAUCCUAAGUUUUUUUUCCAAAAAAUCUAUUUUGUACUAAAAUUCGAUUACACAUGUUCUACUUUUGUAUGUAAACUUGUUUGUUGAAUGUUCUAUUUUAAAACAAUAAGCAUUUCUUUUAAUCCAACACAAUACACUUUAGAGCAAUGCCUGGAAAGACUACAAUACAGCAAGUGAUAUUGUAUUGAUUUUGAUGAGUGUUUUCAAUUGUUGACAAGUGUAAAGUUACGAGAUGAAGGAUUGUUCCAUAGGGUUGUUUGUACAGUGUUUAGUUACAUUUUACGUAGUUACAAAUUAGGGUAAUUAUUUCGUGGGAAUAUUGUACAUUGAAUUUUAAUAUAUACCAUCUUAUCAAGUCCAAAUUAAAAUUUGAAAGCUAUAUAUAUUUCUACUAUUAUAUCAUUUGCUUUCAAUGAUGACAACAUUUAGGUGUCUUUCAUAAAAUAUUUUUCUACUCAAUGUGUAAUAUUUCCUGUUGGCAAUUAUUUGAUUGCUCCAAAUAGGGGACUGUCAAUGCAAGUGUUGCCAUUUACUUAUCUCUCCUUAAAGUGGGAAUUUUGUAACUUAUUGAAGAGAGAUAAGUAGAAAGUUCUGUCUGUCCUAUUCUUAGAGAAAUUAAGUGAUUUGCACAAUGCUGUGCUAAUUACGUGUUGUGUACAACGAAUUUGUAAUUUUAAUUUAUCUUGGAAUGUUAUUGACAGUUUAAUGUAUCUAAAACAAGCAAGUAUUUAAUAACUCUAUUAGCACAGCAUAGUUUUAAACGAAAUCUAAAUUAUGACAAGGAAGAUUAUCAUAGAAUCUAAUCUGGGGUUAUAUAUAGACUAUUUUUUUAAUUCAGUAAUGUGGUAAAAAAAUAGGUGGCAUGAAACUGAUUCCACCAUUAACCUACAAUAUGGUAAAUUAUUGGGGACGUUUAAAUCGGACACUUGUUGCAUUGCACAAGAUCAGACCGUACUUAAUGUUGAUCUAAUAUGAGUGGCCAUUGAUCAGAAAAAUUAAAUACAGUUAGUCACUCAAAUUUACAAUGAGAAUGUCCAUAUGUUAUGUUCUUUAAUUUAAUCUGAUACAAGUUAAGAUAUAUGUUAAACUUUCUUACUGAGUGAUAAACUGAUAACUGAAAAUACUGGGCACAGUCAGCUGAAAUUUGGCAUGUAUUCUAAGAGCUAAUUUCUCAAAACUCUCAUGGGUACAUGAUAUUUGCCAGCUGCAGCAUAAGGGGUUAUAAAAACAACUCUAACUAUCUGGGUGCUUGUAAAAACAUGGCAGUAAUUUUAUUUUUCUGGUCAGUGUACACAUGUAUAAUAUAUCACUAGUGUACAUUAUCAGAAAUUUUAAUUGUAAUUUUCUAAUAUUUGUAUGUGUUUAUAGAUGUACGGUCGCGUUCAUAAUUGCAGUCAUAGUUCGCAAAACUUUAUAGCUUGCAGUCACCGCUGUCACUCACACAUUCACACAAAUAA